AUGCUCGUCCGUAUUCUGCUCAUCGCCCUUCUCUAUUAUCCACUUUCGAUUGGGCUCACAUUUUAUCAGAAGUGGCUGUUGAAGAACUACAAGCUCCCCCUAACUGUCGUCUGCGGCCAUUACAUUAUCAAAUGGGGAGCGGCUAUAUUUAUCCGAUUUCUUCUUGAACUUUGCGGCCCGCCACGGAUACGACUUUCGUGGAAGGAGCAGGUCCGAUGGCUGGCCCCGAUUGGCGUUUGUGCGUCUCUUGACAUUGGACUGUCGAACUGGGCCCUUGAAUAUGUCACCGUCAGCCUUUACACCAUGGCAAAAUCAAGCGGGAUUCUAUUCAUCGUUGCGUUCUCUUUAUUGUUGAGGCUGGAAAAAUGGCGAAUUUCCCUCGGCAUGGAAACAGCUUUGAUCGCGGCCGGGUUGUUCCUAUUUACAUGGCGAUCCUCGCAGCUUGAUCUUACCGGUCUUAUGCUAGUCGAGCUCGCCGCGGCUUGUACGGGUAUUCGAUGGAGCGUUUCACAGCUUGUCAUGCAAAAGGACGACAGCCAUGCGAUCAGAAAUCCGCUCGAUAUGGUGGCCCAUGUGCAGCCGUGGAUGUUGAUCCCCAUUAUCCCUUUGAUUUUGAUUUUUGAAAGUCCAACGUACGCUGAAAUUGAUCCACUGACGUAUCAAGGGGAAUUCGCGCCACUGACCGUCAUUUCAUUGGUGUUUAUCGGCGGGAUAAUAGCUUUUUCGAUGGAAUUAGCAGAGUAUUUAUUACUGGUCAACACCUCCGGGGUGACGCUCAACAUUUUUGGAAUUAUCAAGGAAAUCUUCACGCUCUUGCUGGCUCACUUUGCCCACGGCGACCAGAUGUCUGAGGUGAACCUGGUGGGGCUAAUGAUGUGCCUGUGCGGCGUCGGUCUUCACGGGAUGAAUAGGCACCGCAACGCUAUCAAGUUCGAGAAGGGUCGCUUUUCCGCGCUGACCGCCCAGCCGUCGUCGGCCCACCAUCGUGUGGCUGCAAGCAAAAACAGCUCCCGACUGGCGGAAAGCAGGGAGCUGGCCCACGGCUCUUCUGGAGAUGAUCUACGAGGUCUCCUCCUUGAAGACGACGUUUUA
Mesorhabditis spiculigera is the source of this 1092-nucleotide messenger RNA. The record is from the annotation of a GenBank genome assembly. Lineage: Eukaryota; Metazoa; Nematoda; Chromadorea; Rhabditida; Rhabditidae.